CGGGGUGUUCUUUGCGUCGGUGGUUGAUGACGUAAAAUUGAUGCGACGCGCUGUCAGGAGUCCUUGGCUGCUUUGCUAGGCCUGCUGGAGGUGAAGCAACUUUCCUUCAACGCGUGAGCACGUCGACAAAAUGCACACUUGGACCCAAUUUUAUCGAACUGUCGCCACGCGAAGUCAUCAGCUCCCUUGCAAGCUGCACGGAGCCUCCGUGUUGUCAAUCCGGACGUACGCCGACAAAGCGCCGAUCGAUGCGGACGUCACGGUGGUCGGUUCCGGUCCGGGCGGCUACGUCGCCGCCAUCAAAGCCGCCCAGCUGGGCUUCAAGACAGUUUGUGUGGAGAAGAACGCCACAUUGGGCGGCACCUGCCUGAAUGUUGGCUGCAUCCCCUCCAAAGCCCUUCUGAACAACUCGUACUUGUAUCACCUGGCUCACGGCAAAGACUUUGAGAGCCGAGGCAUCGAAAUUUCCGGCCUCUCCCUGAACCUCGAGAAGAUGAUGGCGCAGAAAAGCGGGGCGGUCAAAGCGCUGACGGGCGGCAUCGCGCAUCUCUUCAAACAGAACAAAGUGACCCACGUCAACGGCUUCGGCAAGGUGACGGGAAAGAACCAGGUGACGGCCAUGACGACCGACGGCGGCGAGCAAGUCAUCAACACCAAGAACAUCCUCAUCGCCACCGGCUCCGAGGUCACGCCCUUUCCAGGAAUUCAGAUCGACGAGGAGACGGUGGUGUCAUCAACGGGCGCGCUGUCCUUGCGGAAAGUUCCCGAGGAGCUGAUCGUGAUCGGCGCCGGCGUCAUCGGAGUGGAGUUGGGCUCCGUGUGGCAGCGCCUGGGCGCCAAGGUGACGGCGGUGGAGUUUCUCGGCCACGUGGGCGGCAUGGGCAUCGACAUGGAGAUCUCCAAGAACUUCCAGCGCAUCUUGCAGAAGCAGGGUGUCAAAUUCAAGCUGGGCACUAAAGUGCUGGGCGCCACCCGCAGGCCCGACGGAAAAAUGGACGUGGCCGUGGAGGCGGCGGCCGGCGGCAAGAACGAGACGCUGACGUGCGACGUGCUGCUGGUGUGCAUCGGCCGGCGACCGUUCACGCACGACCUGGGCCUGGAGGCGCUGGGCAUCCAGCUGGACAACCGCGGGCGCAUCCCCGUCAACGGACGCUUCCAGACCAGCGUACCCAGCAUCUACGCCAUCGGCGACGUGGUGGCGGGCCCGAUGUUGGCGCACAAGGCGGAGGACGAGGGCAUCAUCUGCGUGGAGGGCAUGGCGGGCGGCGCCGUGCACAUCGACUACAACUGCGUGCCCUCCGUCAUCUACACGCACCCCGAGGUGGCCUGGGUGGGCAAGACCGAAGAACAGCUCAAGGAAGAGGGCGUUCCCUACAAAGUGGGCAAGUUCCCGUUUGCGGCCAACAGCCGCGCCAAAACCAACGCCGACACGGACGGCCUGGUCAAGAUCCUGAGCCACAAGGAGACGGACAGGAUGCUGGGCGCUCACAUCCUCGGAAGCGGGGCGGGAGAGAUUAUCAACGAGGCGGCCCUCGCCAUGGAGUACGGCGCAUCGUGUGAGGACGUCGCCAGAGUCUGCCACGCCCACCCGACGGUGUCAGAGGCGUUCAGAGAAGCCAACCUGGCCGCCUCUUUCGGCAAGGCCAUCAACUUCUGAUCGUCUUUUUCGCGUCAUCUUCGCCAGAACAGGAAAUUGCGCCGGCGGGGAAAGUCCCGCCUCCAAAUUCGGAACUCCAGACCCUCCAUGCUUCUUCUUCUACUCUUAAUGUUCUGUGUACACAUUGACAUAAUCAAGUGAACUAUUAUGAGUAGGCGUUGUUGGGGUUUUUUUUUGGGGGGGGGGGCAUCGAGGGGGGGUGGUCAUUAUUUACAAUUAAAAGUUAGCAGUUGCCUUUGUGAUGGUGUCGGGAAGCAGAAAUAUACAUCACAAAGUUCUCAACGCCUUGUUUUGAAAUGCUCAAAACGCCACCGGCCCCCGCUUUUAUUUAUUUCUACUUCCUGUACGACGGCGCUUAGCACGCGUCGUUCCAGUCGGCACUUUACCGCCAUUUAGGACAUCUAUUCCAAUUCUGAAAAUAAGUCGAUCAAUAAAUACAUCAUGUGCUCAAUAA
Messenger RNA from Hippocampus zosterae (dwarf seahorse), 2111 nucleotides. RefSeq names its product dihydrolipoamide dehydrogenase (gene dldh). The record is from RefSeq and is a predicted model, not a curated record. Gene Ontology annotation, cellular component: mitochondrion; oxoglutarate dehydrogenase complex. Bases 131 to 1657 code for a protein of 508 amino acids. The transcript has 14 exons. Gene Ontology annotation, molecular function: flavin adenine dinucleotide binding; dihydrolipoyl dehydrogenase (NADH) activity. Lineage: Eukaryota; Metazoa; Chordata; Actinopteri; Syngnathiformes; Syngnathidae.